UGAAAACAAGCGCACACUUGCACUCUGGCGACGUCAUCGACACCAUGAAGCACGUCGUGGUCUUGGGUGGCGGCAUCUCGGGGCUGUCCUUGGUACAUCGGCUGCGCAAGCACUUGCCUGCAUCUGUGCGCAUCGAGCUUAUCGAAGCCAGCAGUCGCGUUGGCGGAUGGAUCAAGACAAAGCACACUCCACCGUUUCUGUUUGAAGCUGGGCCGCGCGGAUUCCGCCCGAGCCGCAACGGCGCCGAGAUGCUGCGUUUGGUCGAAGAACUCGGAUUGCAAGAUCAAUGUAUUGCGUCGGCAGGCAGCAGUCGCUACAUCUUCACCCACGGGAAGAUUCAAAAAUCGCCAUCGUCCAUCCUCGAGUUCCUACAGUGGCCGUUGGCUUGGGAAGUUGUACAAGCGGUGUUGCGUGAGAUGGUGGUCCCCCGGACAACGGCAAUGGAUGAGUCUGUGUAUACGUUCAUUUCACGGCGCUUUUCGCCAGCCAUCGCCGAACGGCUGCUGGACCCGAUGGUGUCGGGCAUCUUUGCAGGCAACAUCCGGCACCUGUCCAUGAGGUCGUGCUUCGGCCGGUUGUGGGAUAUGGAGCAGUCGCACGGGUCGAUUGUGCGCGCCAUGCUCUUCCACGGAACCCCCAUGCCCACGACUCUUCUCGAUGGUACCAAAGUUUCCUCGUUUGUGGAGGACGGCAGCAAGGCCAUAAGCAUGAGCUUCACGCACGGCAUGCAAUCGCUCACCGAUGCUCUCGCUACUCACAUCGAAGCUUCGCCACACACAGACAUUCGAUUGAAUACGACUGUCGAAUCUCUGACUCCGUCCUCGACCACUGCCAAGGCCAGCGGCGUCGCUGUCCGCGUUCGAGAUGCUGGAGCAACUGCCGCCGAGACCGUCGUUGCCGACCAUGUAUUUUCGGCCCUUCCUGCGCAUCGAUUGGCACCCCUUGUGCACGCCGCCGCGCCAUCGGUCGCCACGGCGCUCUCCCGCCUCCCGUUCACGUCGUUGGGGGUUGUGACGCUCGGAUUUGAACGCAACAUCAUUCAACGCCCAGGCUUUGGUUACCUCGUCCCGUCGUGUGAGAAGGAGGGAAUCCUGGGUGUGAUUUACGACUCGAGCUCGUUCCCCCAGCAAAACUUUGGCAAGAACGUGUCUCGGCUCAGUGUCUUCCUUGGCGGGGAGAACCAUCCUUCCGUGGCGGCCAUGCCACGAGCGAAGCGCGAAGAGAUGGCGCUCGAGACUAUCCAGCGCCACUUGGGCGUGUCAGACACCCCCGUCCACGUCGAGAGCACUUGGUACGACCACGCGAUCCCGCAGUACCCCGUCGGGUUCCACGAAAACGUGGCCGAGCUCGAAGCCGACGUCGCCGAGACCUUCGAUUCUGCAUUGACUCUGGUCGGCAACAGCUUUUACGGCGUGGGCCUCGCGGAUUGUGUGCACCGAAGCACUGCCGCUGCACUGGCAUUCGCAGCGUCUCACCGAAGCGAAGGAUGUGUAUAACCACGAGGAGAAUUCGGCCGCGUGGGAGCGGCGCGAGGACGACUUUCAUGGCGCCGCAUCGGAUUUUCUCUUGAGUUCUAGCUGACUUGGAUAAUACAGCAUAUCAUGCAAUUGGACCUUGGAGACGUCCUUACUAUCAUGCAGGAAGCCCUGGAGAGGGAAGGCACCAUCACCGAUUCGAGGGCAGGAGGCACAGCUCGGACAUACUCCUCCAGGAGAAUAAGCAACGGUGUGCCAGCCGUCACCGCUUCGAGAGCAGGAGGCACAGCUCCCUCCAGGCGUGUCAGGUGUUCCAAUGCGC
Aphanomyces invadans is the source of this 1797-nucleotide messenger RNA. RefSeq names its product protoporphyrinogen oxidase. NCBI's taxonomy places the organism in Eukaryota, Oomycota, Saprolegniomycetes, Saprolegniales, Verrucalvaceae. Gene Ontology annotation, molecular function: protoporphyrinogen oxidase activity, oxygen as acceptor. The coding region runs from base 45 to 1496 and encodes 483 amino acids. The record is from RefSeq and is a predicted model, not a curated record. Gene Ontology annotation, cellular component: mitochondrial inner membrane. Gene Ontology annotation, biological process: heme biosynthetic process. The transcript has 4 exons.